Anolis sagrei ordinatus is the source of this 1024-nucleotide messenger RNA. NCBI's taxonomy places the organism in Eukaryota, Metazoa, Chordata, Lepidosauria, Squamata, Anolidae. The record is from RefSeq and is a predicted model, not a curated record.
UAUUGAGUUCAACUUCCGGAGGAAGGAGGCAUCUUCAGCAGCUGCGUUCAGAGGCUGCCUGGGAUCCCGUGGAGGACUCCCCUUCCCCCCCGUUUGCUUUGGUUCGCUCCGAAAGAAAGAUUUGAUAGCUGCAAGGAAACAAGACACUAGGAAGACCAGGCUCAUCCCUUGAUAUACAGGGCGUUAUGGAAGAAAGUAGAGCACUCUCAAGCUGCCAGUCUGAAGAAAGCAGUUCGCUGGACAUCCCGUGUGUUGUAACUGCAGAAGACUUUGCAUUGAUCUCUAGCCCAGGAAGGAAGGACGAGAUUCUCAGCAAUGUAGGGGAAUUUGUUUCAUCGACAUCCACAUCAAUUGACACCGAACCAAACAGUACAGACUUUAUGGAGUACACUGCUGGAGGUGGGGUAACUUUGUGGCCGAGGUACUGCAUGAAGGCCGCGGCCACUAAUUGUGUGAACUCUGAGCAGUUUCAUAAUAGUGAACUCCCUUUAUCUUGGACAUAUGAGCAAAAGGGUGAAGAAGAAGCUGCCAUUAGAAAAUCUCUAGAUACGUUUUAUGGGACUUGCUGCCAGAGGACGCCUUUUGGAGGGAGUCCAGCAUUCGAAGCGGCUUCACAAAGUGUGUCCACCAAAAUUACAGACCUAGCAGGAAAAGAAGGAACAGAGUACAUGCUGAAGAGCCUACGAGUCGCUCAGAUGGUUUUGAACCGAGAAAGGGAGAAGAUGUUUCCUCAACACUCCAGUGACACCUGUUUUUCAACUGCCACCAAAGCUGGCUUGGGUUUAGAGGAAGCAAAGGACGUGCCUGGACUCUCAGAUGACAUCCUUCAGUUUAUCUUAAAGCAGAGGACUACUAAAUGAAUUCUCCCCCAAAUAAAUUUUGACCUGUACACCCCCCCCCCCCCCCCAAACCCUUUUAAAACUUAUAUAUGAGGGGAAGAAAGGUCUUCUGGAGUGAGAACUGGUUGCCACAGUGCCUAUGCAAGAUCACGUGUACGUAUAAUAAAGGCUGAAUUUAGUAAAUU